AUUUACAACCAGCAAAAAAAGGUGGAUUUGGCAUUUUGGUAAUAAUUUACAAUCCAUUGGGCGACUACGAGAAUCCACCCCAAUGAAAAACAGUCGAGACUAAAAGAUUCAAGGACUACAGCACGUGCAAGUAAACGUGGUUAGGCGCGUGGAUCUUGUUCAUCUGUGAACCGCCCCUUUCACUAACACUGAACCAACCUCUGCCUUGUUCUUCGAGAUUUUAAUUCCUUCAUCGGUCUGCAAAUCUUCCCAGUACUACACUACCACCCAUCGCUCUGCAAUCAUUCUCACAUGACCUGCAUCAGAACUAUGUAUACGUACAGCGCAUGUAUAUCGUUACAUUUAAAUUGAUUCCUGGACCAUUGCCUGGAAAAUUGGCUUAAAAUUACCGGAUUAUACAUACACCCACUCCUGUGUGUUUUUACACACACAUUCUCUACAUUAGCUGGACAACGAAUUUAUUUUCUUUGAUGGAGUGAAGAUAUUUUAUUCAGAGUGUGUUGCUGCAGCAAUUGGAAAGUGAUGAUGACUAAUGAGAACUGGAUCUGAAAUAUACAAACCCUAGAAUUCAGCUCUGGACUGGACUUCACUCAAAUUGACUAAGAUGUGGUGAAUUACAGGCAUCUUGUUGGAGAUUCCUCAGUGGCUACAUACAGCAAAAAGUAUAUCUGAACAUCUGGAAGACAUGCAUGCGAAGCAUCAAAAUGGGCCUGGGAAUGGAUACAGGUCGAACUCUAUGGGAGGAGUGGCCGCUGCCUCGAGAAUUCCGCCUGGAGGAGCAGUGAGAGGUCGUCGGAUGUACAAUUCCGAGUAUAGGAGCUUCAGUCGCGGUGGUUAUGGAGCUGGUGGUCACUCCAAGCAGCUUCAGCCACCACCACCUCCUUCGAAAGAUUCUAACGUUUUUGUGGAAGCUGGUAGGCUGGCUGCUGAGUACUUGGUUUCUAAAGGGGUGCUGCCUUCAAAUGCACUUUCGGGUAAGUGGCAAAAUGAUAGCCGUGCAUCGGCUCAUUCCCGCUUGGGAAAUCCCGCUCCAGAUGUGGGACCCGGUAAGAGAAGGUAUUCUGAUGAAUAUAGUUCAAUGGGUUCAAGGAGCUUUACUAGAGGAAGGAAACGAACAGGGGACUUCAAGAACUAUGGGUCGGAGGUGAACAGAGAAUUGGGAAGAAGUGUAUCAUUGUCUGAGAGGAUUAGGGCUUCCCCAGCUAUGGAGGCAGACAGUAAUGGUGAGAUUCAGAAUUUAUCUCCUGGUGAAAUAACUCAAGAAGUUCACGGUGAAGUUCAUGUAGAGUCCGGUUUGAAGAAAUCUACCUUAUUGGAGGAUGCCGGUGCAAUUGCUAGCAAUUUGACUAAGGAGAAGAAUCUGCCAUCAGCUGUAGAUGCUGAUGAUCCUAAUAAGUUUAAUGAUGAGGCUGAGAUGGUUAAAGAUCGGAGAAAUGAUAAUGAUUUGCAACAAAAGCAUGAUGAGACUAAGGUCAGGGAAGACCAUACUGAUUUAUUAAAGCACUGUAAAUUUGUAAAUGUUCCCACUAAAGCUCGUUCGUCAUUGACAGUUAAGGGCUCAAAAGGUGAAAAGGAUCCUAUGAAUGAAAAUGUGGACUUUUCCAAGAAACAACAUUUAGAAAGUUCUGGUGUUCAUGUCCUAGACGUUGAUGUUAAAACCGAUGAAUUUAAAAGCCUUGAGUUGGAGAAAUCACCGAAAGUUUUUCCUGAUGUAUAUAAAGAGCAACAAGCAGAAGAGGGGCUGUCAGGGUUUGGAAGUUCCAACUCCGUGGUUAUGGAUAGAGUUCAAAAACGGGCGAUAGAUUAUAGCAUUGAUGAUAAGGAGGAUUUUAAAAAACUUAAACAAUGGGUUCCUCAGCCGGAAGCUCAAUUUCAUAGCCCCCUGCCUCGUACUAGCUCAAUGGGAAAUCAGCCAAUGUUGCAAGAGCCAAGCACUUCACAGAAAAGUUUCGAUAUUACAUUAUUUCCCAAAGACCAUGCUGACUCGUCAGAGUUCAUGGAAGAGAAACAGCUAUUUCCGGGAUCAUUUAAGACAUGUGACCUGAAUCUUGUUGGAACUUCUGAUGUCAGUGAGAAUCAUGAAGCUGAUCCCAUGCUCGUUUUUCCAUCUAAUACGCAAACUGGAAAAAUAGCAACGCAUAUCGAUGUUGAUUUGUCUAUUAGUAGCAACAUCAAUCUGCCUAAUAAAAAUGGUAAGCAUGGCGUUCAUGAUAUUGAUAUUGAGGUUAUUGAUUUGGAGAAGGAUUUUGUCCAAGACAAUACCUUCAGUAAUCCUGGCAGAAGGGGAGAUAUUGUAUUCACCGACUUGGAUGGCUUUGCUAAUAAUGUAAGUGCUGACGGGAUUUCCGAUGCUCAGGACGGAUAUGGAUUAAUGAUAUCAGAAUUUCUUGGAAAUGUUAGCCCAAACUGUACUGUGCCUACAGACUUAAAUUCUUUGCACAAUCAUAUAGGUCUUCCUAACGCAGAGGGAAUUCUUGGUGAGGAUGACUCAAUUUAUAUGUCCCUGGGAGAAAUACCAACAAGCCUCCUGGGGGCAUGGGGGCAGCCAACACAGGACUACGGGAAACCAUUUUGAGAACAAACGCUUAGCACAGUAAUAUAUCGACGUGUUUAGGUCCUCUGGUCGUGUGCGAAAAUAGGAGCGAGGAGACCAUUUUUGAGGCACUGCAGAAUACAUAUUGUACACGAACGUUUCUCGGAAAGCUUCUCGAUUCGAAUGGAGAAUAUGUUCUUUUGGGAUUAGAUGACACGUAACUUUGCUAUGCUAAUAGCAGUCGACAGUACUGUCAACUGUGACAACUGUAUCAUGCCUGUAGAUGAUCCAACGGUUGUGAUGAAAAUGGCCCGGCCUCUACCGACUAACGUCACCGUGUCAUUCGAUCUGUACCGUCGGAGUGUGGUAUAGUGUUGUGAAACACAAUUUACUGUUUCAAAACGGAAAAAAAAAAAGCACAUCGAAAUAGUUUUGUAUGUUAUAUCAUUAAUCACGUCGAGUAAGUGUUGAACAUUAUUAUUUUACUUUCUUCACGUGAUUCAUAAUCGACAUUUUUCAGUGUCAAUGUACAUAUUUUUUUUACUGUUUUAAUAAAUUAUUCUAUUAUUAUUGUAUUUACGA
Molecule: messenger RNA, 3115 nt
Organism: Erythranthe guttata (spotted monkey flower)
Lineage: Eukaryota; Viridiplantae; Streptophyta; Magnoliopsida; Lamiales; Phrymaceae
Source: RefSeq, a predicted model, not a curated record